Molecule: messenger RNA, 428 nt
Organism: Gadus macrocephalus (Pacific cod)
Lineage: Eukaryota; Metazoa; Chordata; Actinopteri; Gadiformes; Gadidae
Product: teneurin-2
Exons: 2
Coding region: 22-387 (121 amino acids)
Biological process (GO): signal transduction
Cellular component (GO): membrane
Source: RefSeq, a predicted model, not a curated record
GACCCCACCCUCCUGCUCAGUAUGGAUCUCAAGGGCCGCCGGAACCGGUCCCUUAACCGGGGCCGCUGCCCCAAGGACCCCCACUACAACACCUCCUCCCUGGACACGGAUGAGUGUCGCGUGCCCACCCAGAAGUCGUACAGCUCCAGCGAGACGCUCAAGGCCUUCGACCACGAGCAGAGGCUGCACUACGGCGGCUGCGUGACCGACCUCGUGCACCAUGAGGCGGAUGAGUACUCCAGGCAAGGUGUCCUGGAGUUCUCUCCAGUCUUCAUGCGCUACCUCGUCUCAGGUACGACUAGGCUUAGACGUGUCGUGGUGAACCACCGUCUGCAACCCCCCUCCCGAGCAUAUUCCCGUGUGCUUAUCUAUGUUUUUAGAAGUUAAAGACUGUCUCUCUCCUCUUUCAUCCUCGUUGCUGUGAAGUU